AUGACAUCUCCAACCACUCAAUACAAUCCCUACACCCCGGACCAGUCCGAUAACAAUAAACGAAAAAAGGCAUCUCGAGCCUGCUUCCAUUGCCAAAAGGCACAUCUUACUUGCGACGACUCUCGUCCUUGCCAGCGUUGUAUUAAGCGUGAUCUUGCGGCCACUUGCACAGACGCUGCCCGUAAGAAAGCAAAAUAUCUUCAAGACCUUACCCCUCAAGACAACUAUAGUCGCCUCAGUUAUCCAGAAAUGCCUGACGCCCUGAACAACAACCAUUUUGUGGACACGAGUGAUCUAUUUAAUUUCACAAUGGGUGACCUUGAUUUUGGCUCAGAAACUGCUGGAUUAGAGUAUGGAUUUAUUGGUAAUAUGUUGCAGACACCAUUGGAUCUUCAGGGCACACUGGAAGACAUGAAUUCUACACACCACCAGAACCAAAACCAGAAUCAAAACCAGAAUCUAAAUCAGAACCACUCCCAGCAACAACAGCACCAAAAUUUCACUGCCUUUAAUUCAACCUCAAUCCCUACUGCGACCAACUCACCCAUGACAAAUAACUUUCCAUUGCGGACUUCUUUUGGCCAACCUGUCCAAUCUCCUACCCCACCCCCAGUAUCUCUACCAGUAACUACCAAAAAGCCCUCCUUGAUUGAAUACAACUCUCCCUCUACAUCGACACCAAUAUCAUCAUCAACAUCGGUAUCAGCGCCAGUAUCGGCAUCUGCAUCUGCACUAGCACUAUCACUAGCCCCAGGCCCAGGCCCAGGUCCAGGUCCAGGUCCAGGUCCAGGUCCAACAUUAGUAUCAUCAGUAUCAGCGGCAGCAUCAGUAUCAGGACCUUUAUCAUCAACCCCAUUAACUACGCCAGUAUCAACCGUGUCCGCUACCCAGCGUGUACUGACAGGAAAUCGGAGGAGAAAUAUAACAGCCGAAGAAGCCUAUCAGAGUGUGCAGAGACCAUUUAAUUAUGCAAAAGGGUUUCACUACCUGAUUCAAUAUGUGAGAGACAGAAUGGGUCAGGAUGAUCUGAUGCGGAUCAGUCGGGCGCUGGCGCUUUUUAGACCGUCGUUUCUUGCGUUGAUCAUGAAUCUGACUGAAGAAGAUUUGAUAUUCAUGGAAAAGUGUUUGCAGCGUACUUUACUGGAAUAUGAAAAACUGAUCAGUUUCUCUGGUACACCUACAGUAGUCUGGCGAAGGACCGGAGAAGUAUGUUUGGUUGGUAAAGAGUUUUCUCUCCUGACUCAGUGGUCCAAGGAUAUGCUUAUGCAUCGAAAAACGUACAUCUAUGAGUUGAUGGAUAAUCAGUCUGCAGUAGAAUACUGGGAAAAAUUCGCCACUCAUGCGUUUGACAACACAGACAAGUCAUGCAUUUAUUCUUGCAUCUUACGGACGCCUCAUCAAAAGGCCGUCCCAUGCACCUUUUGUUUUACGAUUAAAAGAGACAUCUUUGAUCUACCGAGUGUGAUUGUUGGGAAUUUUCUUCCUAUCCUUGGUUAA
Messenger RNA from Phycomyces blakesleeanus NRRL 1555(-), 1497 nucleotides. Its product is annotated as Zn(2)-C6 fungal-specific transcription factor. Gene Ontology annotation, molecular function: zinc ion binding; RNA polymerase II transcription regulatory region sequence-specific DNA binding; DNA-binding transcription factor activity, RNA polymerase II-specific. The record is from RefSeq and is a predicted model, not a curated record. Lineage: Eukaryota; Fungi; Mucoromycota; Mucoromycetes; Mucorales; Phycomycetaceae. Gene Ontology annotation, cellular component: nucleus. The transcript has 9 exons. Bases 1 to 1497 code for a protein of 498 amino acids. Gene Ontology annotation, biological process: cellular response to starvation; regulation of DNA-templated transcription.